Molecule: messenger RNA, 1636 nt
Organism: Lolium rigidum
Lineage: Eukaryota; Viridiplantae; Streptophyta; Magnoliopsida; Poales; Poaceae
Product: cytochrome P450 93G2-like
Exons: 3
Coding region: 6-1556 (516 amino acids)
Cellular component (GO): membrane
Molecular function (GO): heme binding; iron ion binding; oxidoreductase activity, acting on paired donors, with incorporation or reduction of molecular oxygen, NAD(P)H as one donor, and incorporation of one atom of oxygen
Source: RefSeq, a predicted model, not a curated record
AUUUCAUGGCAUGGAUGGAACAAGCACGAAUGGUCUCGGACAAUGCGGCUCCUCUGCUUGUCGCCUCCCUCCUGGCCGCCACCGCCCUCCUCCUGCUCAUGUUUCUCCGCCGUAGCGGCAGCAAACACGGCCGCCUUCCCCCGAGCCCCUUGGCGCUCCCCCUGAUCGGCCACCUCCACCUCAUCCGCCCUCCCCCGCACCGGGCAUUAGACCGGAUCGUCGCCCGCUACGGCCCCCUCGUGUACCUCCGCCUCGGACCCUCCACCCACUGCGUCGUCAUCGGCUCCACCGACGCCGCCCGCGACGUGCUCAAGUUUGAGGGCAGCAUCCCGGAGCGCCCGGUCAAGGCCGUCACGCGCCACCUUGCCUACGAAUCCGCCGGCUUCGCCUUCGCGCCCUAUGGCCCUCACUGGCUCUUCAUGAAGCGCCUGUGCAUGUCUGAGCUGCUCGGCCCGCGCACGAUCGAGCAGCUGCGCCCCGUCCGCGCCGCCGAGCUCGCGGGCGUCAUAAGCGCGGCCACCGUGGCGGCGGCCAGGGGGGAGACCAUUGACAUGAGCCGGGAGCUCAUCCGCAUGUCCAACAAUGCCAUCAUGAGGAUGGUGGCGACCGAGCUUCCCGGCGACAUGGCGGACGCGGCACGGGACUGCGCUAAGCAGGUGUCGGAGCUGGUGGGGGCGUUCAACAUCGAGGACUACGUGGCCCUAUGCCGCGGCUGGGACCUGCAGGGGCUCGGUCGCAGGACGCGCGCCGUGCACUCGAGGUUCGACGCGCUGCUGGAGGCCAUGAUCAAGACCAAGGAGAAGGACCGGCGUGAGGGCCCCGGCAAGGGCAUGGCCAAGACCAAGGACUUGCUCGACAUCGUCAUGGACGCGGCGGCCGACCCGGCUGCCGAGGUCAAGCUCACCAGGGACAACAUCAAGGCUUUCGUCCUCGACAUCUUCACAGCCGGGUCGGACACGACGGCCACUACCGUGGAGUGGAUGCUGGCGGAGCUGCUGAACCACCCGGCCUGCCUGGCGAAGCUGCGGGAGGAGCUGGACGCGGUGGUUGGCAGGAACCGGCUGGUGGGCGAGCCGGACGUGGCGCAUAUGCCAUACCUGCAGGCGGUGCUCAAGGAGACCCUAAGGCUACGCCCCCCGGCGGUGUUCGCUCUGCGGGAAACGACCGAGCCAAUCCACGUCCGCGGGUACACCAUACCUCUAAAGACCUCAGUCUUCUUCAAUAUCUUCUCCAUCGGACGCGACGCAGCGUGGUGGGAGGAGCCGCUCGAGUUUCGGCCGGAGCGAUUCAUGCCCGGUGGCGCCGGCGAGGCCGUGGACCCAAAAGGGCAGCAUAUGCAGCUCAUGCCGUUCGGGAGCGGCCGGCGAGCGUGCCCCGGCAUGGGGCUAGCCAUGCAGGCCGUGCCGGCGUUCCUGGCGGCGCUGGUGCAGUGUUUCAACUGGGAGGUGGCAAAUCCUCCAUUGGACAUGGAGGAGGAGGCGGGGCUGGUCACCGCCAGGAAGCAGCCUCUCGUCAUCCUGCCCACGCAGCGUCUCCACCCUAUGCCUCUUCCCUAAACACGCUUCCAUGCAUACAUCCAUUCACAUCCUCUCGGAGGAUCCUCUUGUGUGUAUCUAAUCUUUCUGUGUGUGCUGGG